This is a messenger RNA of Closterium sp. NIES-65, 1743 nucleotides long. Lineage: Eukaryota; Viridiplantae; Streptophyta; Zygnematophyceae; Desmidiales; Closteriaceae. The record is from the annotation of a GenBank genome assembly.
AUGGCCAAUGGAGAAGCGCCUUCCUCCAACGGCUACAUGCAAGCGGCCGCCGCUCCUCCCGCUCCUCCCGCUCCCCGACCCAAGCUCCCCGCCGCCACCCCCUCCUCAUCGGCUAAAGCGCAGCUUUCUUCCGCGAAGCCGCAACCUGCUUCCGCCAAAGCGCAGCCUCUUUCCGCCAAAGUUCAACCUGCUUCCGCCAAACCGCAGCCUGCAUCGGGCAAGGCGCAAGCUUCCCCCGCCGCCAUCUCAGCCGCCGUUGCUGCCGCUGCCGCCGCUUGUGCCAGUGCCAGCGCCGCUGCAGCUUCGCCGGACGCCGCAAGCGCACCACCCGCGCCGUCCGCCGCCGCAUGCUCUGAGGCGCCUCGAGACUCGCCUUCUGUCGCUUCCUUUUCCGAAGCGCCUCAAAGAUCGCCGUCAGCAGCAGCAGCCGCCGCUGCUGCAACGGCGGCACCGGCGCGGGCGGCGACGCCAUCGCCGCCGCCGCCGCCGCCGCUGGCACUUCCCGCGCCGCCGUCUCCUCCGCCGCUGCACGUGCAGCUUCAGCUGCUGCACUUCCCGUACUUGUCGGAAGCAUGGACGGCUGAGGAGCAACGGCUGCUGGAUCAAGGGCUCGCAAGGUUCCCCGCGGAUCAGUUCACCCCCGCCCAGCGCUACCUCAAGAUCGCGGCGAGCCUGCCGGAGAAGACCGCCCGUGACGUGGCUCUGCGCUGCAAAUGGCUGCAGAGGAAGGAGGCGGGCAAGAGGCGGAGGGCGGAGGAGAUCACAGCAGCCAAGAAGCAAAAGGACAAAAAGGACAAGGAACAGCAGCAACGAAUGCAGGCAGCAGCAGCAGGGGAACCCGCAGCAGCAGGAGGGGGAGGAGCAGGGGCAGGCGGGGGAGGGGGAACAGGCGGAAGCGCUGCAGGAGGUGGGGCGGCGAGGGCAGGGGGGGCGGGUAUGGUCAAGGUGGAAGCUGCAGGUGCUGGGGAUGUUGUUGGGGCGCAAGGGGCAGGGGGAGGCGCAUCUGGUGCAGGUGUAUCUGGCGCAGCAGCAGCAGGGGGAGGUGGCGGUGAUGGGUGUGCUGCUGCUGACACGCAUACAGACGGUGCUGAUAACAGUGGCAGCUUGCUAUCUGGGGAUCUGUCACCAGACAAGCUACUCGAGCAGAACGUGGACCUCAUCUCCCAAGUCAAGGCGGCACUGGCCGCAAACAAGAUGCCGCCUCUCCCAGUCAAGCCUAACCUAGACCUCGCCUGCCAAGUCCUCUCGCCCUCCCCAUCCUCCUCCCUCAUCCCCAUCUCCAUGCCGCCUGGCCUCCCCGCUACAACCAUCCACGCUACAACCUUCCCCGCUACAGCCGCCCUUGCUACAGCCGCCCACGCUACAGCCGCCCACGCUACAGCCGGCCUGCCAGCAGGAACAGGCUCAGCUGCUGCUACACCCAUACUGGGUGCUACAGGCUUGCCCGCUACAUCCGGCCCUGCUACAGCCAUGCCAGGCCUCCCCGCUACAGCCAUGGGGGGAAUGGGAGGAAUGGGAGGCAUGGGAAACAUGGGGGGCAUGGGGGGUAUGGGAACCAUGGGGGCCAUGGGAGGGAUGGGAGUGAUGGGGAGCAUGGGGAGUAUGGGGGGCAUGGGGGGGAUGGGGGGGAUGGGGCCAAUGAGGGGAGCGCCUGGCAUGCCCAUGGGCAUGCCCAUGCCGAUGCCCAUGGCUAUGAUGCCUUCCAUGGGCCCGCCACCAGGUGCAGGAGCCAUGUCACAGUAA